Messenger RNA from Cuscuta epithymum, 1327 nucleotides. NCBI's taxonomy places the organism in Eukaryota, Viridiplantae, Streptophyta, Magnoliopsida, Solanales, Convolvulaceae. The record is from the annotation of a GenBank genome assembly.
CCAUCAAGAUGAAAAUAUUUUGAGUUUGAUUUAUGAAGUUGGAGGCUGGGAUACUAGUUGGUAGUGAUACUGAAUGUCCCAACCAACCAACGAUUUGAGCGUAAUGCUGAAUCACAGACCUGCCAUCAUGUUUCUAUCAAUCUUGGUCUCUUUUCUAUUGAGCAGCAGUCUUUGCCAUUGUCUCCAGAGUGAUAUUGAUUGUCUAAAAUCAAUAAAGUCCACUUUGGAAGAUCCAAAAGGCUACUUCGCUGAUUGGGAUUUUAGCAACUACACUGAAGGAUUCAUAUGUAGAUUUACAGGGAUUGAGUGCUGGCAUCCUGAAGAAAGCCGUGUUCUCAAUAUCAUGCUUUCUGAUAUGGGACUCAAAGGAAGGUUUCCAGUUGGUCUGAAGGAUUGCAAAUCUUUGACAGGCUUGGAUCUUUCAAGGAAUCAAAUCAGUGGGCCUAUUCCAUCAAACAUCUCCAAAAUCAUUGGUUUUGUGACCACCAUUGAUCUCUCAUUCAAUCAAUUAUCAGGACAGAUACCUCAAGACCUUGCAAGAUGCUCACUCCUGAAUGCUAUUAAGCUUCACAACAACCAGUUUUCUGGACGAAUACCUCCCGAACUCGGUCUGCUCGGUCGGGUGGUGACAUUCAGUGUGGCAGAUAACAGUUUGACAGGACCUGUCCCAAGCUUUCAAAACAAAACCUAUCUUAGCUAUGGCAAUAAUGCAGGACUAUGUGGUGCCCCAUCUCUGCCUCAGUGCAAGGGUGAGGGUGUGUCAAUGAUAGCAAUGUCCGGAUUCAUUGCUGGCGCGGCAGCUGGUGGAAUUUUAUCCUUUGCCAUAGCCAUGUACUAUUGUUUUCCAAGGAAAAGAAAGAAGAUCCCAAUGGUAAUAGUUGGGCGAGGACAAUGCAGGACCCCGGAGCCUCAAGUUUAGUAUUAGUAUUUAUCAUAAAACUAGGGUUCUCUCCAUCCCGAUAAAUAGUAUACUCCGUAACUCUUAGAUAAGUUAAUAAUUCCGUCAAAGAUCUUGCGUAUGCAAUUGUUACUCCAUAUAAGACAUUUAAAUGACUACAGAUUUAUGAAGCGGUCGAUUUCAUGAACUUAGACAUGUUCGCUGGCUCCUAUAAUACAAGUUUAGGAUAGUAUAUUUGAUGAUGAAAGUGAUUUAAAAUCAAGAAACAUUGUUAGUAGCUUGGUAGAAAUGAUACAAUGUUAUCAAUUUGUUUGUAUUGGGUAGUUGAUGACAAAAGUAUGUGAUUGACGAAUAUGAUGUCACAUUUCUUAAAAUAAUAGAUUGAGGUAUUCCCGGGAUUGUGAUCUUGAUUAAGAACACAAAAGGAAA